UGAUUUGUGCAGCAAUUUGAGUGGCUGCUUAUCUCUUCUCUCCUUCAGACGGACCAUAUGUUGCUGACUGACCAAGGGGCCUCUGCCUUUGCUAGGGCCAUGGGAAUUCCUGAGGUUCCUGGAGAAAAAUUAAUCACUGAAAGGUCAUUGGAGAGGUGGAAGAAAAACCUUGAGGCUGAUUGGAACCCUCAAGAAUGUCAAAAAGACCUUGGAACAGUUGGAGCCGUUGCUAUCGACAGUGCAGGAAAUGUAGCUUGCGCAACAUCAACAGGAGGACUUACUAACAAACGGUUUGGCCGUGUUGGUGAUACAGCAUGCAUAGGAAGUGGUGGUUAUGCAGAUAAUUGCAUUGGUGCCACCUCCACCACAGGCCAUGGAGAGAGCAUUAUGAAAGUGAUCCUGGCAAGACUUACUCUUUACCAUAUGGAACAAGGGAAGUCACCAGGGGAUGCUGCUGAUGCUGCCCUAAAUUGUAUGAAAACCAGAGUUGGAGGCCUGGGUGGCAUCAUUGUGAUUGGCAGUUCAGGGGACUGGGCUGUUAAGUUCUCCACCAACCAGAUGUCUUGGGCUGUUGUGAAGGAUGACCAGCUACAGUCUGGCAUUUAUACUGGGGAGAGGAAUACACAGUCUACCGAAGAUGCCCUUAGCUCCAUUGGACCUUAGAAACAAGGAAGGAAACUGGGGUUGGGCCAUAGGAGGAAGAUCAUGGAACUGAAUCCGUAUCUCUCUGAGAACGAGGCAAGCACUUUUUCCGAGCUCACAGUCUUGUGAGCAGAUAGUAUUCUGUCAGAGUUUUCAUUCUAGACUGUAUAUGUUUGGGUUCCCAUCUGUAUUUGAUUAAUAAAAUAACCGUGACUCCAUAUGCAUUUUAAUUUUAAUUCUACUGGAUAAAAGGUUGUCCAGAAACUUUUAUUGGAUGCAAUUACACCAGUUUCUUGAUAUCUGAUGCAUCUGCAUGGUAUCAAAAGAUAAUGUGCUGAAGAGAUGCUCAUCAUUCAGAACAUUAAAAUGAAUAUACCUAGUAGGGGGGACUAUAUAACUUGAAUACCUGUCUGUGAUUAUCUCAUGUUUAUAUAUAAAUUAAGAAAUUAAAUUAAAAUGUGAAACAUAACGGGAAAAGCAAACUUAUUCAAUACAGAUAAGAGAUGAGCAACUGGUUGAUCAAUUAUUGGGCUGUAAUCUUAUACCCACAGCUGGGAGUUUUACUGAACCCAAAGAGGGGGAUGGGUGUCAAGUUGACAUUGCCAUAUUAAUUACUCUCUUUAACUAAACUUGAAUAACUUCCUUUAAGGCUUUCUGUAUGAAGUUACCAUAGUAUUUUAUGCUAAAUCCUUUUUGAAAUAAUACUAAAAAAAUGAAUUGAAAUGUAUUUUCUCAGGAUAGUACUUUCAAGAAAGUUGUCUCAUUUUUAGGAAACACAUUUGUAUGUCCUUUUCCUUUCAUUCUUUUAUAAUUCAAUAUGUUAAGGCAUACUUAGAUAUUACUUUGGCUCUAUAACAACUUUUCCUGUUGAGAAAUAAGCAGUAAUAUGUUAAUGUACAACAUUGUCUUUCUGAAAACAAUCUCAAUAAAAUUUAUACAGUAAAUUCAUAGAGUAUAUGAAUUUUUGGCUCAAGUUAUAUUGUUGGCAAGUCAAGUUUGUUUUAAGUUCUAUAUCUAUUUAUCAUUAAGAAAAUAAUUGUAUGAUCCAUUAAUUCAUAAGAAGAGAGCCACCUAAUUUAUAGACUAAACUAACAGUUCACAAAGUGUGGUCUGGGGGUCCCCAAGA
Messenger RNA from Python bivittatus (Burmese python), 1768 nucleotides. The record is from RefSeq and is a predicted model, not a curated record. NCBI's taxonomy places the organism in Eukaryota, Metazoa, Chordata, Lepidosauria, Squamata, Pythonidae.